Messenger RNA from Hirundo rustica (Barn swallow), 9234 nucleotides. RefSeq names its product ubiquitin specific peptidase 38 (gene USP38). Bases 1 to 3117 code for a protein of 1038 amino acids. The record is from RefSeq and is a predicted model, not a curated record. Gene Ontology annotation, biological process: protein deubiquitination; ubiquitin-dependent protein catabolic process. The transcript has 10 exons. Gene Ontology annotation, molecular function: cysteine-type endopeptidase activity; cysteine-type deubiquitinase activity. Lineage: Eukaryota; Metazoa; Chordata; Aves; Passeriformes; Hirundinidae. Gene Ontology annotation, cellular component: cytosol; nucleus.
AUGGACAAGAUCCUGGAGGGGCUGGUGAGUUCGUCGCACCCGCUGCCGCUGAAGCGGGUGAUCGUGCGGCGCGUGGUGGAGUCGGCGGAGACGCCGCUGAGCCAGGCGCAGUGCCGCGCCAUGUUCGCGCUCGGCACCCGGCUGGUGCUGCAGGGCCCCGACCCCUUCCAGCGGCAGGUGGGCCGGCAGGUGCUGGACGCCUACGGCCGCUUCCACCGCGCCGAGUUCGAGGCGUUCUUCAACCGCGGGCUCGUCCUCGGGCUCCUGCAGCGCGGCUACGGCGAGCUGAGCAACCGCGACCCCGCCAUCCUCGACUACAUCCAGGCGGGGCUGCGCCUCAUCAUGAGCUGCCCCUCGGUGCUGGAGCUCUUCGAGCUGCUGCAGGUGGAGGCGCUGCGCCUGGUGUGCGAGCGGCCGGCGCCGCCGCUCUGCGCCCGCCUGUGCCAGCUGCUGGGCGACUUCCCGCAGUGCCUGCCCCGCGGCAGGAAGCUCUCGCUCGCCUUCUGCCAGCAGCUGGUGCGCAGCAUCGCCCACUUCCAGAGCCAGGGCACCCGCGAGGCCGAGCUGCGCCUCUACGUGUCGCAGGUGACCCAGGUCAGCGCGCUGCUCAGGAGCGUCUGGAAGGCCGAGCCCGACACGCUGCUGCCCUCCCUGCAGGAGCUCUUCGCCGUCAUCUCCGCCGCGGAUACUUCGUUCGAACCCUCUGUUGCGCUGGCAAGCCUCGUGCAGCACAUACCACUGCAGAUGAUUACAGUACUCAUCAGGAGCCUUACUACCGAUCCUAACGUGAAAGAUGCAAGCAUGACUCAAGCUCUGUGCAGAAUGAUUGACUGGCUCUCCUGGCCUCUGGCUCAGCAUGUGGAAACAUGGGUGAUUGCACUGCUGAAAGGAUUGGCUGCAGUCCAGAAAUUUACCAUCCUCAUUGAUGUCACUCUGCUUAAGAUCGAACUGGUCUUUAAUCGACUUUGGUUUCCUCUAGUGAGGCCUGGUGCCCUUGCUGUCCUUUCCCACAUGCUGCUUAGUUUCCAGCAUUCUCCAGAAGCUUUUCAUUUGAUUGUCCCACAUGUGGUCAGUUUGGUGCACUCCUUCAAAAGAGAUGGCUUGCCUUCCAGUACAGCCUUUCUGAUGCAGCUGACUGAGUUGAUACACUGUAUGAUGUAUCAUUAUUCAGGAUUUCCAGAGCUCUAUGAGCCCAUUCUGGAAGCUAUUAAGGAUAUGCCCAAACCCACUGAAGAGAAGAUUAAGAUGAUCCUCAGUCAGAGUGCCUGGACUUCUCAAUCCAGUUCUUUGCCAUCUUGUUUAUCGAGACUUUCUGGGAAAUCUGAAACUGGGAAGACAGGCCUAAUAAAUCUAGGAAAUACGUGCUACAUGAACAGUGUUAUUCAGGCACUUUUUAUGGCUACAGAUUUCAGAAGACAUGUUUUAUCUCUGAAUCUAAAUGGCUGCAAUUCCCUAAUGAGAAAAUUACAGCAUCUUUUUGCAUUUUUGGCCCAUACCCAGAGGGAGGCAUACGCUCCUAGGAUUUUCUUUGAAGCUUCCAGACCACCUUGGUUCACCCCUCGAUCGCAGCAGGAUUGCUCGGAAUAUCUCCGCUUCCUGCUGGACAGGUUGCAUGAAGAAGAGAGAACUUUGAAAGCGUUGUCUUCAGCCAAGGGUUCUGAAAGCAUAAUGACUGACGAGUCCCAGGCACAAGAAGCUGUCCAUAAACCACAAGUGUUUACUGAAGCACCUUGUGUGGGAGGUGAAGAGAGAACUCUGAUAGAGAAGAUGUUUGGAGGAAAAUUGAAGACUAACAUAUGCUGUUUGAACUGCAAAAGUACGUCUCAAAAGGAAGAAGCUUUCACGGAUCUCUCUUUGGCUUUCUGUCCUCCAGCUUCCUUAGAGAAUGUCGAUCCGAAGUGCACGGAACAUUCUGAGGUGAAAGAUGACUGCGUGGUGCAGAGUAAUACUUUAGCAGCCAGUCCUGCUGCGGGAGCACCUCUCAACAAUUUGGAAGUGAAUCGUGCGUGUGGCACGAUCACGAAUGAAGGAACCAUAGAAGACUUUUCCUGUGAGCAGAGCUCUGAGAAUACGACGAUUUCUGAGCUCAAAGUUGAAAAUAACGGGGAUCUGUCUCAGAGCCUAGUAGGUAAAAAUACCCUGUCCGUUACAGACUUACUCAAUUAUUUCCUGGCACCUGAGAUCCUUAGUGGGGACAAUAAGUAUUAUUGUGAGAAGUGUGCCUCUCUCCAGAACGCUGAAAAAACUAUGCAAAUCGUCGAGGAACCCGAAUACCUCAUUCUCACUCUGUUGAGAUUCUCCUACGAUCCAAAGUGUCACGUAAGGCGCAAAAUCUUGGACAACGUUUCCCUGCCGCUCGUGUUGGAGCUGCCGGUGAGAAGGGCGGCGUCCCCUUUAGCUGUUGUGUCGGGAGCCUGGUCUGUUGGCGUGGAGAUUUCGGAUACUGGAGAAAACCUGGCUAAGAAACUGAAGCCCUCAGGUGCUGAUGAAGUGACCUGCCCACAGCUGGUGCCCUACGUGUUAAGCUCUGUGGUGGUGCAUUCUGGCGUCUCCUCGGAAAGCGGGCAUUAUUAUUCGUAUGCUAGGAACGUAACUGGGACGGGGCCUUCAGGGCUCUGCCACCAGUCUGCAGCUCUCUCUUUAGUUUCUCCUCAGGAUAAGCUGUUCACGGAGGAGAGUCCUUGUACUGUUGUAGAAAACGAGCUGGACGCUGAGAUGCCAAGAGAAUGGUUUCUGUUCAAUGACAGCAGAGUGACGUUUACCUCAUUUCAGUCAGUCCAGAAAAUCACCAGUAGAUUUCCAAAGGACACCGCUUACGUGCUGUUCUACAAAAAGCAGAACAGCACCUGUGGCUUCAGCACCAAUCCAGCAAAUGGCCUCUGGGUAAAUGGAGACCCUCCUCUACAAAAAGACCUCAUGGAUGCAAUUACGAAAGAUAACAAACUGUACUUGCAGGAGCAGGAGCUCAGCGCUCGGACGCAGGCGCUGCAGGCCGCCUCAGCCUCGUGCUCUUUCCGCCCGCACGGCUUCGAUGACAACGAUCCCCCGGGGAGCUGUGGGCCCGCCGGUGGGGGAGGAGGGGGCGGCUUCAGCACCGUCGGCAGAUUGGUCUUCUGAGCGCGCCGCUUCCAGGGCGGGCCGGAGGAACGCCCAACUCUGUCACAUACUGUCUGUCCCAGGCUUCCAGACUCCAUCCUUGUCCUAAAGCAAAUGUCGGUGGUUUUUUGCUUCUGUUUUAUUUGAAAUAAAUAAGCGCAUAAUGGAAAAAAAAAAACCUACCUCUUAAAAGUUCAGUUGCUUUCAUAGAAAGGUAUGCUUGCCCAAAAACUGGAAAAUUAAGAUUUUUUUUUUUUAAAAAAAGAAUGACAUCGCGUCAAACCAAACAAAAUGCACUUACGUCAGUUUCUCUUGUCCUCAUCCGCUGAAUGAAGAAAGUUCAUUUUUUACUCUGAUGGUAUUGCUUUAUGUGGAAACCCAUUUUCAGGUGGGCUAAACUGCAUCUGUAGUCUCUCACCCGCUGCUUAUUUUCAAAUACGAUACCUUCGUGGAUUUUCAGAGAUGAUGCAAUUUGUAAUGAAGGCAAUAACUUAAAUGUGACGUGAUACAGUACUUUCCAGGUUCAAAAUUAUUCAGUCCGUUUCCAGUGUAAAUGAAAAGAAAAAAAUUUAUAAAUAUUUGCUAACUUGUUACCCAAAAAAGUGCAUGUUGUGUAGGAGCAAUGUUUUUAAAUAGAAAUUGUUAACUUUGUAGCAUUUCUAAUUGUUUUGAGGAUUUUAAAAUUAUUUCAGGGACUAUAUCUACUGAGUAUUGGAAAGGAAGAGAUUCUGUAUGUGCCUUGCAGUACUGUAACUUAAACUCUCUGAGGCUGCAAAAGAUGAGAAAAUGUCUUAGUAGUCAAUUAUUUUUGUCAGCAUUAGAAAUCAAGACAUUUCUAGAAAGCUUUUAGGUCUCCAGAAGUAAAAAGCUGUUUGUUUGAAAUGCAGCAAGUGUUGCCCUUUAUUUUUUGAUUAAAAAAGCUACAUACCUAGGGAUCUGUAACUUUCCUGGCCUGUACUGCUGAGGAAAAACCGGUCAUAAAAACGGAGCCGAGUUGGUGAAGUCACAGAAAAGCUGCCCGUGUUGGAUCUUUGCUGAGGAGAGUCUUGUCAAGUUUUGCCCUGGGGUUUUGCUGGCAGCGAGAACUUUGCAGUGAGUUCGGGAUUAUUAUUUUUAUUUUGUCUGCAGAAGCCCACAGUGAUUGUGCCUGAGGAGCGGUGUUGGACUGCUCGGUGGCCAGCAGAGGCUGGGCAUCCCCUCCUUUCAGUCUUGGCAGAGAGAAAGAGCAGCUGUGGUUUGAUGUGCAGUGGGGAUGACAGAAGUGAAGGACUUAGACUGUUGAACCCAGUGAUUGAUUCUUGAGUCAGCUUAGAGUGAAGUGGAAAUUUCUUCAAAGUGUUUUUACGGAACUCUGCACUGUUUUUGCUGUGUUUUUAUAUUCUGUUAGCUGACAAAGUGCGUCCUUAAGAAGCAUGCGGACCUCGCGGGUUUUAGCACAACUGCACAAAAAUAAGCAGAUUUCUUAGAAAAUGCUUUAAGAAAGCGUAAGGUAAGUUGAGAGAAUGAAGUCUUGUUCAUAUGAUUCUAAAUAUAUGGAGUUUAGUCUGCAAGGUAACUUAGCCUGCAAGCUAUUUUUAUAUUAUCACUAAAACUAUGCUAUUUACUACAGGUUCAGGUGUUAUACUCAAGAAAGCUAGAGCAGCUCACUUUGAUUUUUUUUUUUUCUAAAUACUUUCCAAGCUUUCUUGUGGCAGUUUGUAAUACCUUGGCUUUGGCCUGCUCUUCUCAUUGCUGUCUCAGCUGUCGGUCUCUGAACCAGGGGUUCAGCCAUGGAAACAUGGAAUGUUUUGAGACCAGCGUGAGGAACGUUUUCAUUUCAUUGCACUUGGAUGAGAUUUUUUUUUUUUUUUGAAAGUUCACUUUGCUUUGAAAUUCUGCAACUUUUGGUCUAAGAGGGUUUUUUAUUUCCUUUUAGGCUUCUCUGCCAGUGUGCUCUGGUUUUAAAACGUUUUAUGAGACAGGUUAAUUUGGCUCUCCCAGACUGAGGACACACUAAAAAGCUGUCUACUCUUUGCAUUACCAUGGGAAUAUUUUGUGUCUCUGUAUCAAUUUACUCUUCAUUUUAAACUACAAGUAAGCAGAAGCAGGGGCAAGUGGUUUUACUCUAUAUGAAAUCAUAAUUUUGUAGAGGUCAGUUUUGUUUUUAUGUUCUCACAGUAAAAAUACUAAUUAUGCAGCCUACCUAAAAAUAAUAGGCAGUAUGUCUUUCGUGUACCUGUUGAGCUAUAUUUAUUUCAUGAGCUCUUGGAAGUCUUUCUACACCCUUGUUUGCCUUUCUAAAUGAGAUGUUAAAUAUGGAAAAUUUACAUGAGAAUAAUGCCAAUCAGGUUGGAUCUGCUUAGGUGCAAAAUGAUGGAUGUCUGAAACUGAAAAUGACUUCUUGCUUUUGCCUUGUUGACUUUCUGUCAGUGCAUUUGCUUGGGGUUUUACAAGUCGAUUUUAAAAUUCAGGACACCUUUUUGCAAGUCUACUUGCUGACCUGACAGCUGUCCUAGGCUGGUGAGCCAUAGACACCCAACUUGGAAGGUUUCAAUAAACCUCGUGGAAGUGGAGAAUUAUUUUAUGUUUUGAAAUGUGCACCUCUUUUAUUGUUACAGGAAUGGUGUUGCAUGCCGCUGUCUUCUGGACAUGAGAGAAAAAUGAACAUAUGGUGCUUGGAUUUCUGUUGCUUGUGAAUGAAUGCUGGAUGGUUUACUUAGUUACCUUUUUGGCUCCAUUCUUAAUACUUUUUCUAGGUUAAAUCAAUAGAAAGAUACAAAAUUUGUAAGACUGUUGCAGAAGCUUAGGGUUUUUUUUUUUUUGUUUCCUUUCAUGACAGAGACACAGUUGUACCAACCUCAAGGGUGCUAUGUCUUUUAAAAUUGUAUUUGCUUCUACCAAGACGGACUGUGAUUUGGUCUUUGUUUUAAUCGUCACUGGAGCUGUAUUACCUUUCUUCUGUGCUGUUAAUUUUGUACAGUUUCUUUCCUGUGGAGCAUUACAGUGGAUUACUGUGAAUGUCUCCCCUGUAACAAGGGAUUGCAAUGUCUGUGAGCCCAUUUAUCCAGGAUGAGGAGAGAAGAGGCUUCUUUGGAUAACUAAACAAAUCACACUUUCUGGCUAGCUUUUUUUUUUUUUUUUUUUUUUGUGCCCUUCUCUGGAAAGUUAAAUAUUUUAUCUUCUCUGUGCUCUGGAAGUUUAAUUUCUUGGAUAAACUGGGUUUUUUUGUUUCUUUUUUAAAAUCUAUAUUAGUAAAUUUGUUCAUUGAGUCAGAACACUUUUUUUUGUACACGUGACAGGAAAAGGGCAGAAGCUCUGGGCGCUGAGAGCAUUGAGAGAAAAUCAAGUGGGUAUAAACUUUCUGUAAAUAAAAUUGAGAUUAGAAACAAAGUUCCUAAUUCUGGAGCAGCCUUCUGGGCGGAGCCUUGCUUUGAAGGAAGAGCCAGCUCUGUCUGUGAAAGAAAUUAAUGCAAAGCGGUGUCUGAACAGCAGGCAACUAGACCUGAUAAACCAGAGGUCCCUUCCUAGAGUUUUGCUCUUUUGUUGCGUUUCCUGUCUUGCCACAUUGCCAGUUUUGUUUUUAAGACUCAAAAAGUCGAGGGUAAAUAAAGGGAAUAUUAAACUGUGAGGUAACAACAAAAGUUAACUGCUCAAUUUUGGGUGGUGUUUGUCUCUGAUAUAGGGGAGUGAAGCAUAAUAAUCACCAAAUCAUGGCAAGUGGAAGCUCGGAGGAGUUGUGAUCCAAAGAAAUGCGCUCCGUUUCUAACACAAGGCUGGUUUCCUGGGGUAACAACCUACAACGAGAGGUAAUGAGUUGUAGCACUCGGUAUCCUCAGUAGGCUGUAAUCAAAUGGAAAUUGUUGGAUAUUUUCCAAGAGUGAGCAAAUGAUCUGCGAUGUAAAUGAGGUCAGAAUAGACAAUCUUGAAGGCUUUCAUGUUCCCUGCAGCCAGUCAUCGUGGGUGUGCCUGAAUCUGAGUUCAGAGCUCUGAGUGAUACGCUGUUCAAUCACAGGGGUCCGUGGGGAGCCGAGGUUGGCGCAGUGCUGUCUGUGUUGUGUCCCACGCCAGCCCUGGCUGCGGGCUGUAGUGUGGCGCUGCCUCGGCACACGUGCUUUGGGCUUUCAGUGCACAGGGGCAGCCCCUGAUUCCACCUGCCUGAGCCUGAAUUCAGGCAUCCAGAUCCAAGGCACAGCAGCCAAAACUCCCCGGAGUGAGGCGCACGCCAACGUCUUGUAAUGCCGUAUGCGCCCUCCUUAUUUACAGCAGAAAAUCCUCUCUCUUCUGAAUCUGCAGGAUUCUAGAUAGGAACAUGGAUUCAGGAUACACAUUUCUUCUUCCCUCUUGUUUGGUUUUUUUUCCCCGUGCAGAUAAUAUUUUUAGGAAUCAGGUGUAAAAGUGCGUUAAUAGACGUGUCAAAUAGACAGCUCUGGGUGGUUCCUCACGUGAAGGUGCUGUGGGAAGGAGGGACAGCAGGUGGGAAAGGAGAAGAGCUGGUACUGAGCUGGAAUGAGACAAGUGCAGAAAGGACAGGGUGGCUCUGUCCGAUUCCAAAGUUGCACACGUUUUACUUUCACUGCUGUAACUUUAUUCCACCAAAGGAUACUUUGUCAACAACGCCUCCUGUUACAGGAGCCUGAUCCUUCAAAAGCUUCCACUGUGUCAUUCUACCCAUUUAUAUUUUGGGGGAGAAACCUCUCAGUAGGCAUAUUGAAAAUAUGCUGCUGAAUGUAUUUAGGGUUGAGGUUAAAAAAUGAAUUCAGCAACAGGAUAUGUGAUUGUGCCGGCAGCUGGGGUAUCAUACAGCAUCCUCGAGGCCGGUGGUCUCCAAACUUGGAUUGCACGCCCAUGUCACUAAAAACUCCUACAUGUGCACACAAGAUGUAUAUUUAUUAACUUGUAAAUAAUAUAUGUACGACUAUACUAAUAUAUUAUGUACAUACACAGGAGUAGAAAUUGAGAAAGUAUGAGAGCGAAGUAAAAUAAAGGCUAUUUUUAAAUUAUUUAAAUUAUUUAAAAUUUCUUUUGUUAAUUCUGCAAAAUACGCUUUCUUCUUGCACCCACAUGGAUUGUCAUGCACCUCACUUUGGAGACCACUUCUUUAGGGUUUAGUCUUGGAAAGAGUUUUGACUUGAUGGGAACAGGUAUCAAAACUGACCAGUUUAUAAUUACAGUUUCUUUUACUCUGUGAAUAUAGACUCGUCCUUAACUUUGUGCUGCAUGACUCUGUUUUGGAUCUCUGUUUAUUCAGAGUUCUUAGAAAAUUUGGUCCAAGGGCUGUGAACUGUUUUGCCCUUUGUUUUCCUGCAUUGUGCAUUGGAUGACAAAAGGAGAGGUGUCAGCUCAAAAGUGGUUUGCAGAAAUGCAAAGCCCUUCCAGUUUGGAGGGGAGGGCAUAUCCCCUGCCAAACACAGGCAUGUGUUAGUACUUGGCUUUAAAGGUUUUCAACUGACUUGCCCUUCCUCAGAUGUUCACUAAAGAAUCGCAAUAUUUAGUGCUCAGCUUCUCAGAGGAAAGUAAUUCAUUUUCUUGCUGUAUCUUUCCUGGUGUUUGUUUUACUGAGCUACAGUUGAAACCAUUUUCACAGUAUGCCUGUUCUUAAAUCUUGUAAACUGGCAUAAAUUUUUAAUAGUAUUUCAUGUCAGUUUCUAAAAAUUGAUGGGGCAAAAUGACUGUACAUGUGUUGGGCUGCAUAAAGAAGGCAAUAUAUAUAUAUCUUACAUGCCUCAAAAGGUGUCUCAAAGUACCUGAGUCUUCAUGUGUUUGACUGGAGCGGCAAGAUAGAUGUUCUAGUAAAAUAUAACAGUGGUGAUUUGGGGGUUUUUUUGAUUGUAUACUUGACCUGUAAAUCUCAGCUUGAAGGAUCUCACACAGAAACGUGGAAAAUAAGGCAUCUGAGAACUCUUGGUGGUCCGAGUGUAUCUGGAGGAUGAAGCAGCUGGAUUUCCUGUGUAUUUACGAUGCAGUGGUAUGACGGUGUUUCGUUUGAGUUGUCUUCUCAAUUGGUGAUACUUCAAUCUUCAAAGAAGAUGAAAUUACUUCAACCUGUUGAAAUCAUGAAGGACAUCAUAGUUGGUUAAAAUGCAGCCUUUCUCAAUGAACAUGGAAGUUAUGGCACAGAAACAUUCAGGCCUCCUGUAAAUAAAGACAUGAUUCUCAAAA